UCUCUCUCUCUCUCUCUCUCUCUCUCUCUGAAAGCAAUUCUCUCGAUUUCUCUAAUUCUUUGUACUCUCUCUCUGAAAACCAUGAAAUCUCCGGCGAAGAUCAGCGAGAACAGGUUCCUCGGAAGCAUUUCGAGUUCGUCGAUCCGUAAUUUGCUUCCCAAAUCCAUCUCUGCCAAGCCAAAAUCAAACCCAAAUCACGAUUCUAAAACAUUCAGAUCCAACGACGAGAACGCAGUUCCUGUAGAUCCAAACGUCCAGGCUGAUCAACGCAACGCUACGCACUUCACAAAGCAAUCAUCGCCCAAAUCCCCCUCCCCCAUGAGUCCGAUCCUCAAAUCCCACGGUCAGCUUGAAAUUCUAGCGAAUCUGCAAGACCGUGUCCAGGUCCAGAAAACGGCAUCGGACACUUUCGUGGAAGAGAAGGAAGCUCUUGGGUCGCCAUUGAAGGAUGAAACAAGGACUGUGCUUUCCCCUCGAAGAACCAAUUCAGUACCAAAUGAAAUUUCAGAGGAAUGCGAGCCAUUGGGGGAUCAGAUUCGUCAACUAAAGGAGGAACUCAUAAGAACCAAGUCUGAUGGGUUCAAACCGGAUGGCAGUAGAAAUGGCUACUUCGCUCGUGAUAGCUUGAGUCAGCUCAGAGUUAGUAUUAACCAGUCUUUAGUCCUGUCGUGUGCAAACAAAGAUGAUGCAGAAGAACAAGAGAUGAAUUUGGGUGACAGUGAUGUGCGGGAUUUGAGUGAACAUAUUGAAAAGUUGCACAAUUCUUGUGAUGGGAACACCAGAGACUCCAUUCAAUCUUCCUUUGCAAGUGCUUCAUGUGAAGCAGAGUCAAUGAGUGACGAUGAGAUUUGCUCUGAAGAUUUGGAGAAACCCAAGAAUGGUGCUCUUGAUGAUGCUGAGUCAAGUGGCAUUUCGAUCAGUCUACCGCCACCGACCCGAGUUCUUGAAGAGCCAACUUUCUCAGAAUCUCCGAAAAUCAGAAACUGUCGCAAGAGCGUGGCUGCGUCAACGAAAUUUCUGGCAAGUCAUAAGAAUGUGUCUGAAAGCUCCAACCUUGGAAAUAUGAAACAAGUGGAGCAGGUUGGUACUUCUAUGAGCAAGAAGUUCCCGGGUCCUGCUGCGGAAUCUUUAGCUGCCAGUCUCCAGAGAGGAUUGCAGAUAAUAGACUAUCAUCAAAGGAGCUCGAUGUCGAACAGAUCUUCAGUUUCAUUCUCGUUCGAGCACUUGACACUGAAACCUUGUCCAGAAGCUGACAACCUUAAUGCUUCUGUUCAGAUGUUGACAGAGAAUAAACCGCCAGAAGGUGGAUUAUCUGAGCUUCUCUGCUCUUCCUGCAAACAGAACCUAGGCCAAGAGGUUGAAGGAGGAAAUGAUGCAACAGACGCUAACAUGAGUGAGAAAGAUCUCAAGAACGUGUGUAAGGAGCAAGCAACCAAAAUUGAGCAGCUAACUCUUCUGUUAGACCAAUACAAGAAGGAAGAGGAGCCAAGAAAGCUUAUGAAAUCAUGUGAUGGAGAGGAUCAGACAGAGGUUGUGAAGGCAACAUACUUUGAUCUCAACGAAAAGGAAGCCCUUCUCAAAGAGAUUGCUGAGCUAAAGAGCAAGCUGCAGCCCACAAAGUCCACCGAGAAUCUGAGAUCCUCGUUGCUGCUACGCUCCAUUCAGAUGCGCAAAAGCAUGGACGCCACCUACAGUUCCAACAACGAUGAUGACCUCGAGAAAGAACGAGAAAGGUGGACGGAGAUGGAAAGCGAGUGGAUAUCCUUAACAGAUGAUCUCAGACAGGACAUCGACAACCACCGGAGACAUGCAGAGGAUCUCGAGAUGGAGCUCAAACAAGAGAAGAGGUCCACUGAAGAGCUGAAUGAUGCGCUCAGUAGAGCGAUGAUUGGUCACAGCAGAUUCAUUGAGCAGUACACAGAGCUACAGGAGAAGUACAAUGAACUGGCAGAAAAGCACCAUGUCACAAUGGCGGGAGUAUCUGAUAUGAAGAAGGCAGCUGCAAGAGCAGCAGCCAAAGGUCGACAUGGGAAGCGUUUUGCCAAAGCCUUUACAACCGAGCUCUCAGCCAUAAGAGCAGAAAAAGAAAAGGAAAGGGAGAUGUUGAAGAAGGAGAACAAGGGCCUCAAGGCUCAGCUCCGAGACACAGCUGAAGCUGUCCAAGCAGCUGGAGAAGUGCUUGUCAGGCUGAAAGAAGCUGAACAAGCUGUACAAGCAUCCGAGGAACGUUUCAGCGUCGUUGAAGAAGAAAACGGGAAGUUGAAGAAGCAGAUAGAGAAGCUGAAGAGCAAACACAAGAGUGAAAUGAACACCAUGAAGCAAUACCUAGCGGAAAGCAGGUUACCGGGUUCUGCACUGCAACCGUGGUACAAGGAAGAAGAACCUGAACCAUUAGGACCUAACAUGAGCACGACCACGGCCACAGCCAUGGCCACGUCCACGACCAGGACCAGUGUCAGUUACGAUGACUUCUACGAGGAUGAUCAAGCAUGGAGAGCUGAAUUUGGGCCGAUAUAUCAAGACCAUGAUCAUUACUGAGUUGAUCAACAUUAGUCAUUACAAGUCACUGUCUUGUUUCAGACCCUUCUUGGGUCCUUCAACUUCUUCUAUUAUACUCUUGAUUUCAUUACUCUAUUUGUUCCUUUUACCUCGUAUUAGUUUUUGUCAUGUUUUUUUUUUGUUUGCGCUUGUUCUGAUGGAUGUGCCAUUGUUGUAUGGUCAGUAGAUGUGUUUUGUGUGCUUUAAUUGAAAAGUUCUUUUUAAA
Molecule: messenger RNA, 2764 nt
Organism: Tarenaya hassleriana
Lineage: Eukaryota; Viridiplantae; Streptophyta; Magnoliopsida; Brassicales; Cleomaceae
Product: kinesin-like protein KIN-12F
Exons: 8
Coding region: 82-2538 (818 amino acids)
Source: RefSeq, a predicted model, not a curated record